Messenger RNA from Bemisia tabaci, 1901 nucleotides. The record is from RefSeq and is a predicted model, not a curated record. NCBI's taxonomy places the organism in Eukaryota, Metazoa, Arthropoda, Insecta, Hemiptera, Aleyrodidae.
CAUUGACGCGGAACGGAUGUGCCUCUCUCUACUCCCGUUCUCUCAGCCUUUUUCAGCCAUUAGUUUCUGUCAGACCUUUUUGUGUUUUAUACUGUUCGGCUCAGUUUUAAGUGAUCUUUACUUUCUGAUUUUUAUAUUUUACUUUUUUCCGAUACUUUUCUUCUUAAAUCGUGUUUUUAUUUUGUGAAAAUGUGACUUUUUGACUUUUUGCUCUCUUUCAGUCUUAUCUCUCUCCGUAUAAUUUGAUUAUCAACAUCUGAUAUGUCUAGUGACAGUGACUCUGAUGCCUUGCAUUUUCUCCCUAAAUUUCGCUCUCUCUCUGCCACUCGUAACCCCCGUAGCCGUAAAACUCUUUCUCAGGGAGAGAAUAUACCCGCUGCCUCUCAAAAACAAUCGGCAAAUCCUAGGUGUAAAUUCACUUUCGGCAAUAAUUCACAAACUUCUUCAAAUAAAACGGACACGUCUACCUCUGCUGUUACUCCUCCAGUCCUCCCAUCCAACAAAAUGGGAUCUAAAUCUGAUGCGAAGCCCAAAUCUGAAUUAUCUGCCCUUAAUUCUUCCGACUGUGAUGUUUUGAAGAAGGCUACAAAAUGCAUGAACACUCUUGAAGGCGUUUCGGCCGGCCUUACUACUCUGCUCGCUGUUUUAUCUCGGUCACCUACUCAACCUGGCUCUGAUAAAUCUGUUGUUACUGAUUUUUUGUCUAAAGUUAUUACUCUUGUUGAUAAAUUUGCUCUUAACAUUUAUAUUCCUGAUGACUCCAACUGUUUGUAUCCUCGAGACUUUAAGAACCUUAGCCCUGAACAAAAAAUGGAUAAAAUCUUUGACAAAGUCCACAUUAAUUAUGUUUUAUUACAUGGUAUGAAUAGAAGCACAGUGGACGACAGGUUCUCUCUUAGGAAAGAUCAACAAUUAAUUAAAUCCGAAAUUACUAAAAUUAGAGAAUCUACUAACUCUAUUUUAAAGAAUAAACUUAGUAAUAAUAAUCAAUCCCCCCCCGAUAAACGUGAAUCCUUAGAACUUAAAAAUAAAUUUGAUAUUUUGACUAAAGAUUUUUCAGUUUUUAAAGAAAACCAAAAUAACUUAAUCUCGCUAAUUAAAAAUAAUACAGAUAAAAUUGAGAUAACCUCUAAAAAUAGUAGUCUAAUUCCUCCUAAAGAAAACAUUGAUAAAGAUUUCCCUCCAAUAAAAUUAUCCUCUAAGAGUAAACCUAAGAAAAUACAAGUUAACAAACCCAUUUAUAAAAUUACUAGUUCUGACCCUAAAGCAUCUUCAGAUGAUAUUCUAACACGUUUUAAAGAAGCAGUUAAACAAACCCCUGCCCAUAUUCAAAAAAUUUUUCCCCAAAAAAAUAGUCUAACUAUCAUAACAGAAUCUAAUGACCAGGUAAACCUAAUUAAAGAUAAUAUUGCCACAAAAAAUCUCUCUUUGUCUCCUAUUGAUCGCAAAAAUCCCCAAAUUACUAUUUACAACGUCCCCUCAGAUCUUGAAGAAUCUGACAUCAUUGAAGAUAUUUUCCUAAAAAAUAUCUUAACAAUGGAUAAAACGACUUUCCUUGCUAAUUUUAAAAUUGUUAAAUCUUACAGAUCCCCAACAGAUAUUAAACAGAAUACUCAGUCCUUAAUUUGCUCAUGUUCCCCUUCCCUUAGAAAUUAUUUUAGACAAAAAGAUCACAUUUUCAUCAGUUUUUCCUCAUGUCUCGUCCUAGAUCGUAUCAUUCCAACCCGUUGUUUCCGUUGUUCCUCUUAUCAUCACUCUGCUAGGUUUUGCAAGGCUUCACAUCCCUUCUGCUCAUUUUGUUUAGAAAAUCAUUCCUCUCAGGAGUGCAAGGCUUCCCGCAAUGCCAACCCUGGUAAAUAUAAGGGACAGAACCAGUGUGCUGCUUGCAUUACGGCAGGGCU